Molecule: messenger RNA, 1380 nt
Organism: Impatiens glandulifera
Lineage: Eukaryota; Viridiplantae; Streptophyta; Magnoliopsida; Ericales; Balsaminaceae
Product: transcription factor MYB92-like
Exons: 4
Coding region: 1-1380 (459 amino acids)
Source: RefSeq, a predicted model, not a curated record
AUGGUGAAAUCUGAAGAAAAAGAAAAAGAAGUUGGAUUGAAAAAAGGAACAUGGACAGAAGAAGAAGACGAAGUUCUAGCUGAUUACAUCCGCAAGCAUGGGGAGGAGUCCAGCUGGAACACGGUUGAGAACGAAUGUGGACUCAACCGGUGCGCUAAAUCAUGCAGGUUAAGGUGGGUAAACCAUUUAAGGCCCGAAUUGAAGAAAGGUCCGUUAACCGCCAAUGAAAUAGAGACGAUCGUUCGUCUUCAUGCUAGGAUCGGAAAUAAAUGGUCCCGCAUAGCAGAAAAGGUUCCUGGAAGAACAGAUAACCAGAUUAAGAACUUUUGGAACACUCGAAUCAAAAGUUAUGAGCAUCAUGGCCUACCACUUUAUCCGCCUGAGCCUCCUCCUAUUGAUCCUAAUGCUUUCUCUUCAUUUCGACCAUCGCCAAAGCUGAUGAUUGACGGUUUUGGAAACAAUACUAGUACUAAUCAUCAUCUUCCUUCCUAUUCUUACCAUGCUUUCCAGCAGGUAGCUCAGAAUUCAGGCCUCCAAUCAUUCCAAUUACCGCCGCCUAGUAGUACUGUUGCUGCUGCUCAUAAUAUGUUCUCUUCAUUUCAACAUCUACCUAAUCUCAAUGAUCAUCAUAACUCAUUAUACUUCCAUUCAUUCCAAUUUGCGCCUCGUUCAUCUUCUUAUGCUGCUGCUGCUACUACUCGGGUGCCUCAUAAUUCAUUUCAAUUUGGGCCACAUCAUAAUCUUCCUUCAUCUUCUAAUGCUGAUGCUGCUGCUGCUGAUGCUUUUCCAGUGGAUCGUAAUCAUCCAGACCUCCUCCCUUCAUUCCAGUAUAAGCCUCCUAGUCCUAUUGUUGACGACAAUAGUUUCUCUUCAUUACAGCAACCACUUGAUCAGAUUAUUGAAAAUAUUGAUCAUGGUCUUACUUCCUCUUCUAAUGAUCCUUUUGAGAUGGCUCCUAUUGUUGACAAUACUUUGUCUUCAUUAAAUCAACCACUUCAUCAAAAUUUGCCAUCAUCAUCUUCUAAGAAUUAUUUUCCAGAGCUCCCUUCAAUCCAACCUCAAGAUCCUUUUCAUUUGCCACAAUUCGACAAUCUUUCCCAAUCACCCGCAACCCAAAAUCUACAGUCAAAUUGUAUGCCUAGUCGAAAGAGAACCCACGAUGAUCAAAUGUCAACUUCACAAGAGGAGCAUGCAUUAUUGGGAAAGAACUAUUCUGGAGAUACAUCAAAUAUGUCAAUUAGGGAAAAAAUUCUAAACGAAGAAUUACUCGACUCUUUUGCUUUUGGUCAUAACUCGGUGCUUAAUGAAGACGACAAGAUGAGGUCUCCGUUUUUCUCUAAAUAUCUUAUGAAUCCGAGAAAACAUUGGAGUGGAUUGUGA